UCAGUCAACGAGCGCAAGACUACUGACUAGUCAGUAGGUCGCCAUCAUCCGAACUGGAAGGUAGUCAAGUCCGUACUGUGUGUAGUCUGGUGCUAAAAGAAGAACCGUUGUUGUCGAGUGUGUUUUGCGGUGCAGAAAGUUGUGUGCGCGUGAGACGGAGAGAGGAGACUAACAGGUGUGCGCGCGUGACAGAGAAAGCAAGUGUGAGUAGUGUGCUUGGUGAACGGUGCGUAGGAAAAGGAGAAAGGACUAGAGAAGGAGAGAGAAGAAGAACUCCAGGAUGCGGUUGUGCCAGACCACUUUGGGUUUAGCCACGGUUUUGUUGAUCGGACUGGCAGGCCUGCAGACAGUGGGCACCACUUGUGUUUUCGAGUCGGACUUCGGCUUCACGCUGAACUGCGCCUUCAAGAAGUCCGGCAUUUUCAGAGUGAGAAAUCUGGGAGGAGUCAAGGGCUAUGUAGGCCUUGGCUUCAGCGUGGGAGAUGAGUUGGGCUUCAAGGAGUCCCUGUCGCAGCUUGAGAGCAACAAGCGACGCUCGGCUGAGAAUGCGCGAAGUGUCGAUGACGCUCCACAGGGCGAAGGUCGAAGCAUAGCUCUGCCUGCCUUCAAGCCACUACCAUCACCAGGUGGUGGUGGCGGUGGGGGAGGGGUGCCUCAGUUUUCCGCCCUGCCUCCCUCCAUAGCGCGAAUUCCCAACCCCCCUGGGCAUGCUUUCCAGAGCGCACUACAGAUGGCUAGUCGUCGAUUCCAGGUGAACGUAGCCAACAUGCCCCCCUCAGCCAAGGGCAGUGUGCAAGCUGUCCCCAACCCCCUAGCAGUGCGCACCCUUCCGGCGCAGCCCCAACCCACCCUGGUGUCGGGUCUCAACAUUUUCGAGCCCAACCCUUUGCUCAUGGGUCAUUCCAUCUACUCUCUCUCUCGCGCCUCCAACAUCAGCGUCGAGACGCUGGCUGCCGCCAUCAAGCUGCGCGCCGAACAACUGCGCACCUCUACCACCACCACUAGCUCCACCACAACUACCACUACAACUACGCCCAGAUCAACAACAGCACCGGCGAUAGUGGAGCGGCCAACACACCGCCCCAAGUACUCACUGAACAGCGGCGGAUCGGGGCGGGUGAUGAACGCUCCCAAGGAGUACUACCCGGUCAGCUACGACAAGAACUACGACGACAACUUCACGUCACGCGUCGAGCUGCCCGACACGUCAUUCAGUUGCGGCGACCAGAAACACUUUCCCGGCCUCUACGCCGACGACGAUCUCGGAUGCAUGGUUUUCCACGUAUGCGCGUUCACCGAUGAUGGCUUGGUUAUGAAGAGCUUCCUGUGCCCUGAGUCAACGCUAUUCGACCAAACAAUACUCAAAUGUAACUGGUGGUUCUACGUGGACUGUAAAGCGUCCAGAAAGCUGUACGACAGCAACAUUCCCGUAUCAAAGAGCUAUCAACUGAUGAAGGCACUCGCCUUUUUCUCCUCAUACAAAAACCAGACAAGCAACGCAACGUGAUGAGCGCCCGACAUAAUUAUCAAACCAAUGUGCCAAGUAACAAAAGACUCUAGCUAGAGCUGUUAGAGACAUCUAGAGCAGGAGGCAAUUAUAGUAACUACAAUACUAUAAAAUAUACGUAUCAAUACCUUGUAAACGAAUUACUAUGUAUUGGUAACUAGAAUACUGUUCAAUAGUAAGAAAGUUACUAUUCAUUAGUUAUAGUAACUAGAAAUAUACUAUUACAGAUGAUGCAGUAUUUAAAUUUUACAAGCAGCAAUAUUAAUUAGAAAUUAAUUACUUGACAGAAUUUAGCUUAACAUAUCUGAAAGCUGCAAAACUUGACAUUAGAUUCAGAUUAGGGUUACAGUUAAUUACAAUUAAUAGGAAAAAAUAUAUUGCUGUUUACAUUUUCUUUGGCAGGAUUUAAAAUUCUCAACAGCAACCCUUAGUGCCGGUAACACAAAAUCCGGUUAAGUUUUAAUCGUGAUUAAUUCCACGAAAGUCAAUCAGAAAAGCCGUCUUAUCAAAAAGGACUUCUCUGACUGAUUCUAGUGAAAUUAAUCACGGUUAAAAUUUAACCGGAUUUUGUACAACCGGGCCUUAUUAGUAGAAAUCUAUUUGUCAUAAUAAGCUCCUCAUACAGUCUGUUUUAUGCAAUAUUCAAUAAGUUAGUUUAGCUAUUUAUAUUUAGUUAGCUGUGCAGACUCAAUUUCAUAUUUAUAAAAAACAACAAUCCAGUAUGAAAUUAAAUAGAACAAUGAUCUAGGGAUUUUUAAUUCAUAUUCGUAACAAGAAAAAUAUACGAUAUGCAAAUCCUUUUCGCAUAUUUGUACUUUAAUACUUUAAACGGAGGAUUCUGUAGCCUCUGUGUGAUGAGUGACAUUUUAAUACUGUAGCUCAAUCCAGUUGACUGAUGGAGAAUUUUACUAUUAUGAGUAAUCUACUUUUUUACUGCUAAUAGAAUAACUGAAUGAGCGGAUCAUUCACAGGAAACUCGGAUCAAAUAAUGCAUGAUAACACAAAUUAACAUAAUUUGAACAUUAACAUUAAUGUUAUUGUGAUAUCAGGAGACCAAAACAAUAGUCAAUCAGUGAAUUAAAGUUAGGACUAGUUGAACCAAAUUUACUUACUAGUUGCAGUUUCCAAUGUUACACAGGAAUGACUUCAGGAUACUAUUAUGCUCAAGCCAAAUUGUAGAGAAACAUGCAGAUAUCUAGUCUGUUUUAAUCAUAAUGCGUCAUUUCAGUUUUAUAUUAUUUGAACUUCUCUAUUAAAAUAAUCAUCUGAAAUCAUGCAAAAUAAUAAGAUGAGUUGAAAUAAACAAAAUAUGAAAUAUAGGUAGCUGUCGUCAUGGAGAAAUUGGAAAUAUGAAUUUUUAAUGUUAAAAACGUCCAUUCUACAUGUUUCAAAUUCAAUUUUUCUGGGGAAUCUCUGAUGGAUUCCUCGCUUUAAAACAAUACAAUCAACAAUUUCAAAACAAAGUUAUGAUAAUAACAGUUUAUAUUAGACAAUUUUGAUUGUGAAGUACUGUAUUUGUAAAAUUUCUGUUCAACAACAAUUUUUUUAUGAAGUUUUAUUUUCAACAUUGAUAUUUUUGAUUUUCGUUCAAAAACUAUUUCAGCUCAAUUUUUAAUAAUAUUUUACACUUUUCAUGAUAUCGAAACUGUAAAUAUGAUAUUUAUUAAAUUAUUAUUAAUUAGUCAGUAAGUUUGUACAAACAAAGUCUAGAUUGUAGGCUGUUCAUACGUAGUGGUUGAAUCAAUGUAUGUGUACUUAGUAUAAGUUGUGAAACAGUUCGUAAUUAUUGAAUUAUAUUGUUUUUCUAAUAAUCUUGCAAUAAAAUUGAAAAAAAAAGCUGA
Messenger RNA from Nilaparvata lugens (brown planthopper), 3348 nucleotides. RefSeq lists its product as uncharacterized. The coding region runs from base 281 to 1507 and encodes 408 amino acids. Gene Ontology annotation, molecular function: chitin binding. The record is from RefSeq and is a predicted model, not a curated record. NCBI's taxonomy places the organism in Eukaryota, Metazoa, Arthropoda, Insecta, Hemiptera, Delphacidae. Gene Ontology annotation, cellular component: extracellular region. The transcript has 8 exons.